GAAGAACAAUCAAUUCUUGUAUCGCCGAGUAAUUCUGAGCGACUUUUAAGCGACAAAGCAAAUUCAAAUCUCUGUUUUCUGGGUUGGUGGACCGUUUUCGCGCCGAGAUCUAAGUCAUCUGGAUUGUGUUGGAAUCGACUGGCUGAAUUUUACUUACCGUUUCGUUCUUCUUCUGCAAAUUCCAGCCUUGGUGGAAUAACAAAAAUUCUAAGGAUUGUGUUAGCCGAGCAGGCUUAUUAUUUGUCCUGUAAGCCUAUUGCAUUUUUUUGUGGACUUCAGAUCAAACAGAGGAAAUGAUUCCCAUGUACAGGUACAUGGACUCUCAUCCAUUCCAGAAAAGUACAACACCGUUCACAUAUCAGUAUCCGAGCAUGGACACUAUCCCUUCUUACUCGAUGAUGGAUCCAACUAAAUCAUGUAUGCCUCCUCAUGAUUCUGGGCGUAAUUAUUGGCAUUAUGAUUGGCCAAUGCCGUCUUAUUCCUGCUGCAGUAGUGGUAAUUUCUUCCCUGGUUGUUAUAAUUUUAGACCAUCGCAUCUUCCUGUUCCACCCCAUCAGCAUAUGCACUGCUACGGUGGCUAUCCACCUUGCCCCGAACCGUAUUAUGUCCAGUACGUUCCUCCCAUGCAUUAUAACGUUGAGCAGCCCAGAUAUGAGUUUGAUAAGAGCAUGAUGAGGAAUCAUCACUGCUGUGGCUGUCCUAAUAGUUUGUGUGGGCAGAACCAGAAGGGAGAGAAUUGUGUGAAGAUUGAGGAGGAGAAACCGGACAAUCAAAGGAAGGGAUCAUUGGUUCCAUUUCAAUUAGGAAAUAACCAGCCCCCAAUUGUGUGGAUUCCACCCGACUAUGUGGGGAGAGAAAAAGAGAGAGAGCCUUCUGAAACUGGAAAUCCAAAGCAUGAGAAGGAACGCCGUGACUUGAAUUUGACGGAGAAUUUGAAAUCUCUCCAACAGGCUCCGAAAUUCUGUAGUGGUUGGCCUCUGUCUGAUUUGAGUCGCCUUGGAUCAUUGUUGCCUGAUGCGGGAGGCACGGGGGACCAAAGUGUGCAAAAUAAGCAACAGGAGGACAGAAAGAAAGAGUUUCCAUUUCCUGUUAUUUGGAUGCCUGCUUUUGGUAGAGAGGAGGCUGCUAGAAAAGCUGAUGUUCAAAAUCUUGAUGCUUCUGCAAGAUCCACUGAUGAGCCUUCUAAUGCUGGGAAGUUGGUCCCAACAAAUAUCUUGAAAAAAGAUGAUGCUACAAGUGAAGGUCCUGAAGUUGUGAAGACUGUAAAUCAGAUCAAUAUUCCUGAAAUGGAUAUGAACCACAAGACAGAAGACACCAAGAAAAAUAAAGAAAGGAGAUGCAUCCCUGUGGAGGCUAUAAAAGAUAAUGAGGAAAAGGAACUGUCUAGAAAUAAUGUGAAAGGACGGUCUUCAUCCUCGCCAAAGAAAUCAAGAUUGCCCCCUAUUUGUCUCAGAGUAGAUCCUCUUUCAAAGAAAAAAAAUGGCAACGGCAGUUCAAGGUCGAGUUCUCCAAAAUCGACUGCCGUCAAGGAAAGUUCUCAAUUGGAUUCAAAGAUCAAUAAUGUUACUGGAGAACCAGAUGGUGAAAAGAUCAUCAAGACUGUAGAGGUGAAAACCCAUGAGACCCCUGAUGGUAAUCAUCAAGUGGAGAAGGAGAGUGUCUCUAGCACUGGAGAGCCACUAAGCUUGCCAACGCAGUCUAAAUCUCAUGACAAGUUUUCUGACAAGCUCUGCAAAGAAGAAGAAGAAAGUCACAGGGAAGAAUAUGGAGAGAAAGAUAAAGCAAUAAGCGAAGCAUCUCCCGAGAAGGCAGUCGACAAACGGUUGGAGGUAAGUUCAGGGGACUCGGCUCAGGAAGAAGGGAAGCGUGAAAAACCUAACUUGUCAGAUGAUGAAGCAGCCGUGAUUAUUCAGUCAGCUUACCGUGGUUACGGAGUUCGGAAAUGGGAACUUCUGAAAAAGAUGAAGCAACUUGUUGAAGUUCGUCAAAAGGUCAUAGAGAUUCAAAAUCGAGUGAAAGCUCUGGAACUGGCUCCUCAAGAUGAGAAAGAACGAUUGUUUGUUGGAGAAAUGAUAAUGAGACUGUUGCUAAAACUUGACACCAUACAGGGUCUGCAUCCAAGUAUAAGGGAGUUCCGGAAAUCUUUGGCAAAAGAACUUAUAGCUCUUGAGGAAAAACUUGACUGCAUGGUGAUUAACAAGCCUACAGAAGUAGUACCUGAAGCCUCCAUAGAAAAACCUACUGAACAUUUUGAUGUGGAAACCCAUGAUGACAUAAAGGAGGAGGAGGGGAAGAAAGAUGUAGUAUCAACCGGUGAAAUCUUUCCCAAGGUGGUAAAUGAAAGCAACAGUCUCUUGGAGGAGUCGCAUGGAGCUCAAACCCUUGUCGGAGUUGAUGAUAUGGCCGGCUUUGCAGGCAUGAAGGCCUCCACAGACGAAGAACUUGGGCCGAGGGAUGGACCUGGCGAGUUACAGGAAGUAGAUGAUCAAAAUACCACCGUGUCUGAAGCAGAACAACUUGCAAAACCGAGAGAACAUGGGUGUCAAAAUCAAGAUACCUCCAGAUUGUCCUCUCAAUACAUCUCCAACCAGAUCGAGGGUGAAGAAGUUAUGCCUUCCCUAAUAGGGGAUAAAAGAGCAGAUGAGGAUAAAUCGGGAGCUGAGAUGGAACAGAAUGUGAAGCUGGUCAAUGAUGCAGAGGAAAAUGUAGGUGAAGUUCUUCAAAUGGACAUGAAAGAAGGAACUUUAGAUCAUCACCAAUAUUUUUCAGAAGAUGGCCAUCCUGUAAGAGAUUCUUCGGAAGUUCAUGUUUUGAACCCUGAUUCUGAUGAUCAAGUGGGAGCACAAGCAGGACAAACACCUGAAGCAAUUGGUGAUAUAAUCAUUUCAACACCUUAUGAAAGGGCUGCAGAUAUGGAACUUCCAAUCGGAGAGGAUGAAAAUUCAAAGAAACCCGAAACUGACAAGCUGGAGCACGUUAAGUUGAGGAGAGAGGUAUCAGAGGCUGAAGAGAAUUCACAUGAUUUAGCAGUCAAACUAGAUGGUGACAGAACCCCUACUGAGAAGCAAGGAGCACCGGAUGAAUCUGCAGCAUUGCCAGUGGAGAAAUCAAACUCUAAUGAUGACCUGAUCAUCCAAAACGAAUUGUUAACCGAUGAAGACAGACAGCAGACGGAUGAGGUGGAGAAGGUGCUGGAAGAUGAGUGGGACAACCACCAUGCUAGACGAGCAUGUGAUCAAUCUGCAGAAUCGCUAGAGGAACUAUCAAAAUCCUACCAUGAUGAGAACAUAAAAAACGAGAUGGUAACCAAAGAAAAUGAACAACAAACUGCAGAUACGAAAAACAAAAUAGCAGAAGAUGUGCUACAAGACCUAUGUGUACUUGAACAUAUCCCAUCCUACAAGUUAGGUAACCAGGCUAACGAGUUACGUGCUGCUGGGGAAGCAAACUCUAUCGAGAUGGGUGAAGUGUCCCUACCUGCCUCGCCGAAUGCCCAGCCGGAGACGGUGGACAAGCAUGAUUUGGUAAGAGACGGAGAGAUGAACGAAAAACUGGUUGAAGAAAAUGAGAGAAUGAGAGAGAUGGUGGAGAAGUUAAUGGAGGCUGGCAAAGAACAGAUAGCCUUCAUAUCUAAACUGAGUGGAAGAGUGAGGGACUUGGAAAAAAGGUUGGCAAGGAAGAAGAAACAAAGGCGAGGUUGUGGCAUGUCUAUGUCAAGACAUUCUACGUUGAAUGGUCGCAUAAAAGCUUGAUAUUAUUUGUGAUCCCUCUCAUUUGUAAGGAAAUAAAGAAGUUUUCAAAUUCAAUUCAAGUAAAUGGGAGAGAUAGAAUACAUGUAUGUUUGUGACAAAGUCCCAUAUUUUGUAAUAUUUCAUCCCGCUGUAAAUCUUUGUGAUAAAAAUAAAAUGCAUCUUUGUAA
Cucumis melo (muskmelon) is the source of this 3919-nucleotide messenger RNA. RefSeq names its product BAG family molecular chaperone regulator 6. Gene Ontology annotation, molecular function: protein-folding chaperone binding. Gene Ontology annotation, biological process: protein folding. Gene Ontology annotation, cellular component: plasmodesma. NCBI's taxonomy places the organism in Eukaryota, Viridiplantae, Streptophyta, Magnoliopsida, Cucurbitales, Cucurbitaceae. The record is from RefSeq and is a predicted model, not a curated record. Bases 294 to 3752 code for a protein of 1152 amino acids. The transcript is spliced from 3 exons.